Messenger RNA from Olea europaea var. sylvestris, 1634 nucleotides. Its product is annotated as PP2A regulatory subunit TAP46-like. Gene Ontology annotation, molecular function: protein phosphatase 2A binding. NCBI's taxonomy places the organism in Eukaryota, Viridiplantae, Streptophyta, Magnoliopsida, Lamiales, Oleaceae. Bases 219 to 1433 code for a protein of 404 amino acids. The transcript has 9 exons. Gene Ontology annotation, cellular component: cytosol. The record is from RefSeq and is a predicted model, not a curated record. Gene Ontology annotation, biological process: regulation of signal transduction; regulation of dephosphorylation.
GCUCCGACGUUACCUGAUCCUCCAAGUUAUCACGCACGCAAUUUCAAUCCCGCGAAUUCCUGGAUCGGGCACUGAGCAGUCUAACAAACGCCUUGGGCACAAAUUCACCCUUUCGUCCAGAAUCCCUCUUGGUUCAGUUUUUGAAUUUUAUUUUUUUCCAGAUUUUAUCGAAUUUGAAACUAGGGUUUUUGUAUUAAAAAAUUAGUAAGAAAUCGGCGAUGGGCGAAUUAAAGAUGGAGGAGAUGUCGCUUCCAGUUCUGUUCGAACAGGCUCGAAAAAUUCACCAAGCCGCAUCUGAAUUAUCCGUCGUUCAGGAGACGGUGAAGAAAGGUUGCGACUUGUUGAGGCAAUGCGAGGAUAUGAUUGAAAAGCUAGGCUUAUUUUCGUCAAAUGAGACUAAGGAUGAUAUUAGCACUACCAAUCUCAAAUAUCUUCUGGUGCCAUAUUAUCUUGGUGAAUUAAUGGAGAAAAUUGCACAAGAGGACAGGAUUCAAAUUCUUAUGGCUUCACAGGCCAAGUUGAAGGAAUUUGUCUCAUUUUGUGAGGAGAUGGAUCUUGUUCCCGAAGAUGAAAUAGCAGCAUCUGCACAAUCAGGUGGUAAUUCGUUUGCAGAUCAGAGGGCUAGGAAGAUUGCUAGGUUCAAACGUCAAAAAGCUGCUGAGUCCAAAUUGCUAGAAAUUAAGGAGCGGAAGGAGCGCCGUGGACGAUCCACUAGAGCCUCUGCAUUAUCAACUCCAGUCGAGUCAGGGGAUGAAGAUCUGCUUGAUGAUGAUGGAGAAGAAGAAAGAGAGGCAUGGCUGGCUACCAUAUCCUUGUUGCUCUGUAAGGCUUUUGAUCUGUUGGAAAUGCUGAAGAAAGAGGAAGAGAUGCUUUCUGCUAUAAAAGAAAAGCAGUCACAGGAAGGGGACAUUGAAAUUUCACAACUUACACUUGAUGAACGCACCAAGAAAGCCGAGACCUGGCAUCGGAAUGCUGCAACACGAGCUCGAUAUACAAAACCUGCACCUCCAAUUACAUGUGCUACUUUUGCUCAAGAUGUUAUAGAGGGGAGAGCUAAUGUUUCGCAGGCUCACGAGCACAAGCACCAGCCCAUGAUUUUUGGACCAACAAGUCUUGUGGCAAAAAACCCAACAAGCGAACGGGAAAGAAUGGCAGCUCAGGUUUUCCAGCCUCAUUAUAGAUUACCAACAAUGAGCAUAGAGGAAGCUGGAUUGAAGGAGAUGGAAAUAAUGAAUAAAUGGCAAGAGAGGAAUAUGCAGCUUAUGGAAGAAGCCAACUCCUCAUGGUAUAAAGAUAACAGGAAAUCAAGGCCAGGUGAGGAGGAUGACGACGAAGACGAUGAUGGUGCCCAAGAGAAGGCAAGGGCGUGGGACGACUGGAAAGACGACAACCCUCGUGGUGCAGGUAACAAGAAGCUCACUCCAUGUGGCUAAUAGCAGACGGAUUGACCUACAUUAAUCUUCUUUUUCUUUGAACUUGCUAGAUUACUAUCAUGAAUUUAUCCGUGUCUUAUAUCCUUGUACCAGUUUUGCUGCAUGAUUAAAAACCAUUCCACUGUAUAGUAGCAACAGCUGAUGAUUGUAUGUUAAUUAUGUCAAAUAUGAAUCCCAAUUCGAACUCAGCACUGUUUAUCA